CCAAAGGUUUGUCCACUCGAGAGAAAAUGCUGUACAAGUGUCUCGUGACCUAGCUUAGUCUAGGGAUGUGGCUCCAUGGCCAUGGCGCAUCGACUGGCGCGCUUGACGAUUCGAGAAUUCGUCGCGAAUCCUCGCCGCAAUGCGGGUUUUUCUCCAGGAAAUAUUUCUUCCAGGAGCUGCCGCUGGAUUCACUCGACUCGCUUCGUGAGAUCCAGCGUUGUGUCAUCGAUUGGCGCUCGUGAUCCAGAGGCAAGCUAUGAGACGAUCACUGCCGAGGUCGUGGAGAGCAAGAGCGUGGGUCUCUUGAUGCUCAACAGGCCCCAGGUUCUCAAUGCUCUCUCCGAGGUUUGCAUGAGAGAGGUUGUCGCGGCCUUGAAAGGAUUCGAUGCCCUGCCAGAGGUUGGAGCGAUUGUCAUCUCCGGUAAAGGCAAAGCGUUCGCUGCCGGCGUGGACAUCAAAGAGCUCAAGAACAAGACUAUGGUGGAUUUAUUUGUGAAUCCUGUUCUUGAUCAGUGGAACCAAGUUUCCAGGAUUCGAAAGCCACUCAUCGCUGCAGUGAACGGAUAUGCUCUUGGUGGUGGCUGCGAGCUUGCAAUGAUGUGCGAUAUCAUCCUGGUCGGCGAGAAGGCCGUGUUUGGGCAGCCAGAGAUUAAAAUCGGGACGAUCCCAGGCAUGGGCGGAACCCAGCGCUUGAUCCGAGAGGUCGGCAAGUCGCGAGCAAUGGAGAUGAUACUCACGGGAGAGCGCUUCAUGGAUGCCAAAGAAGCGUGCCAACGAGGUCUAGCCAGCCGACUGAUCGAAGGAACAAACGAGGAGCUCGUCGCCGAGGCAGUGGCGAUGGCCAAGAACAUCUCGGGCAUGUCACGCCCAGCGGUGAUCAUGGCCAAAGCGGCUGUGAAUGCCGCGUAUGAGAGCCAUCUCGAGGAAGGCGUCAAGAGAGAGCAGGCGUUUUUUGGAGCAACGUUUGGCUUGGAAGAUCGCAGCGAAGGAAUGGCUGCUUUCAUCGAGAAAAGGAAGCCAAACUUCCAAAACAAAUAGCUUAGUUGAUCAUAGAAUAUACCUUAUUUGAAAAAUAAUAUUCGAAAAGCUUAGGUUUAGGGCUAGGGUUUAUCA
This is a messenger RNA of Selaginella moellendorffii, 1113 nucleotides long. Its product is annotated as probable enoyl-CoA hydratase. Gene Ontology annotation, biological process: fatty acid beta-oxidation. The coding region runs from base 76 to 1038 and encodes 320 amino acids. Gene Ontology annotation, molecular function: enoyl-CoA hydratase activity. Gene Ontology annotation, cellular component: mitochondrion. NCBI's taxonomy places the organism in Eukaryota, Viridiplantae, Streptophyta, Lycopodiopsida, Selaginellales, Selaginellaceae. The record is from RefSeq and is a predicted model, not a curated record. The transcript has 5 exons.